Molecule: messenger RNA, 1345 nt
Organism: Magallana angulata
Lineage: Eukaryota; Metazoa; Mollusca; Bivalvia; Ostreida; Ostreidae
Product: 26S proteasome non-ATPase regulatory subunit 8-like
Exons: 8
Coding region: 50-847 (265 amino acids)
Biological process (GO): proteasome-mediated ubiquitin-dependent protein catabolic process
Cellular component (GO): cytosol; nucleus; proteasome regulatory particle
Source: RefSeq, a predicted model, not a curated record
AUUUUAACGAAUCAGACGAAAGAAAAUAUUUUCUGCGUCACAGAAAAACAUGGCAUCGUUGAAAGAAAUCGUGAUCAUGUACCAAAGUUUGAAGAGAGAAUGGGACAAAAAGCCACCGAAUUUAGACAGAUGUGGGGACUUUCUUACAAAAUUAAAGAUUGCUCUGACAGGAGUAACAUUUUUACCUACAGACGAGAGUGCACCAUCUAAACAAGAACUUCUAGUUGCAAGAGAUAUCUUAGAAAUAGGUGCACAGUGGGCCAUCGCUAAAAGAGACAUCCCAGUGUUUGAGAGAUACAUGGCUCAAUUGAAAUGUUAUUACAUGGACUAUAAAGAUAACCUUCCGGAGUCUACCUACAAAUACCAGUUACUGGGUUUGAAUCUCCUCUGCUUGUUGGCUCAGAACAGAUUGGCAGAAUUCCAUACAGAACUUGAAUUAUUACCAGUAAAAGAACUACAGAAUAACAUAUACAUUAAACACCCUGUUUCAAUGGAACAAUAUUUGAUGGAGGGUAGUUAUAACAAGGUUUUCCUCGCCAAGGGAAAUGUUCCAGCUGAAAACUAUAACUUUUUCAUUGAUAUACUGUUGGAUACAAUUAGAAAUGAAAUUGCAAGUUGUAUUGAAAAGGCUUAUGAGAAAAUAGCACUAAAUGAGGCAGCAAGAAUGCUCUUUUUUGAGAACGCAAAACCGAUGAAAGAUUAUGCUGUACAGAGAGGAUGGACACUACCUCCUGAUGGAUUCUUCCAUUUCCAGCAUGAGAAGAAGGAUGCUGAUGAAGUGAUUCCUGCGAAGAUGCUGGCUGAACAGACCAUAGAGUACGCCAGGGAGCUAGAGAUGAUUGUGUAGUUUCAUUUAGGUCUUCUAUUUAUUAUCAUUCAUGGACAGUAACUCUGACAGACUUGUGGCUGUGAUAGUGAUCUGAAGAUGCAAGUCUUUUGUGCAUGCGUCUAGAAAACUACAAGUGUUACAAAACUAGACCUCGUACUCUAAUGGAGCUUAUGUAUAUCUUGUCUUGCUCUUAACAAGACUUUGCAAGGAAAAUGUUCAAGAAAAAAGGUCAAGAGUUUAUAAUAAAGUGGAGUAUGACAAUGUCAUAUCAUUCAUAUGAAGAAAAAAAAAUAUUUAUGGAAUUUAAAUACCUCAGUUCUUCAUUUAGAGUAAAACACUUUGCAUUUAUCAUGUUAUGAUAAACUUCAGAAGUACUAGUGGUACAUAUAUAAACAUCAAUAUAAUAUCUAAUGAUACAAAUUAUACCAAUUAACUGAUUAAAUCAAUGGAAAAUGUCAACUCUCACAUAUGUAUUUGAUAAAUAGAAUUAUAAUAAUCAAUAAAAAAGAAGAUGAA